AGCGUCCACCGGUUAACACGUGCAGUGCUUUUUGUUUAUAGUUACCGCUUAAAGGCUGAAUUUCAAUUCGUUAAGCUAUAAAUUAAUUGUGCGAUAUGAAGUUUUCUUACAAAUUUUCGAAUUUGUUGGGCACAAUUUAUCGCAAUGGAAACUUGGCCUUCACGCCUGAUGGCAAUUCAGUUAUCAGUCCUGUGGGCAACCGGAUAACGGUGUAUGAUCUCAAGAACAACAAGUCGCGCACUUUGUCCUUGGAGUCCUAUUACAACUACACAAACAUUGCGUUAUCUCCAGAUGGCAGCAUGUUGAUCGCUGUCAAUGAGCAAGGCAAUGCACAGCUGAUAAGUAUGGUCUCCUGCACGGUGAUACAUAGGCAUAAAUUCCAAACGGGCGUGCAGUGCAUAACCUUCAGUCCCGAUGGCAAAUACUUUGCGGUCGCACGAGAGAAUCUUGUGCUAAUAUUUUGCUCUCCGGGUGAAAUAACUGGCGAAUACAAUCCGUUCGUACUGAAGCGUAGUUUCAUUGGGAGCUUCGACGAUAUCACGUGGCUAGAUUGGUCGACAGACUCCAAGCUCCUGGCAAUUGGCUCUCGCGAUAGCUCCACUAAAAUAUGCGGCAUAAAUCACAUGCUCAACUUUCGAACGUAUAACCUAAGCGGACAUACGGAUGCCAUUGUAUCGUGCUUUUUCGAAUUGAACAGCCUGCACUUGAACACCAUCAGCCGGAAUGGACAACUCUGUCUAUGGGAAUGUAGCUUGGAGCCAUCGGACUUAAUUGAAGUCGAAAAAGUUAAGGAGGAACCUGCGCAGCCAUUUGCAAAGCGAUGCACUCUAAAUCCAUUUAGGGGAUCAGACAGUGAGUCCGAAGAUGAUAUCGAAGGCAAUAUGGAAAAGGAAGCAGAAGCCGAUGAUCAGAUCGAAGUGAAAGGCGAAGGCGUACAUAAGUCCUAUCCAUUAGCCGAUGACCAGAACGAGGUGAAAGACGAAGGCGUACGUAAGUCCCAUCCAUUCUAUUACAAAAAGCUCGGUCGGCACUAUUUAGCCAACGAGCCGCGCAAGGAGAAACGCGAUGCGAUGCUAACGGCGGCCAACUACAAUCGACAUACGAAGGUGUUGGUGGUCGGCUUUAGCACGGGCGCUUUCUAUUUGUACGAGCUGCCCGAUGUCAAUAUGAUUCACUCGCUGAGCAUCUCCGACUACCCCAUAUCGACGGCCCUCUUCAAUAACACUGGCGAUUGGCUUGCGCUGGCCUCACGCGAAAUCGGCCAACUGCUGGUGUGGGAGUGGCAGAGUGAGCAGUACAUCAUGAAGCAGCAGGGCCACAGCAGCGAUAUGACCUGCAUAGCCUACUCGCCAGAUGGCCAAUACAUUGCCACAGGCGGCGACGACUCCAAGGUAAAGCUGUGGAACACCCAAAGCAGUUUCUGCUUCGUGACCUUCAGCGAGCACACGAGUGGCGUGACCGGUGUACAGUUCAGCCGUAAUAAGAAGUUCCUGGUUAGCAGCUCACUGGACGGCACAGUGCGUGCUUUCGAUAUAAUAAGAUACCGUAACUUCAGGACAUUCACAUCGCCAACUCCUGCUCAGUUCGCCUGCGUUGCAAUUGACUUCUCGGGAGAGUUGGUUGUUGCCGGUGGUCAGGAUGUCUUCGAUAUAUUCUUGUGGUCGAUCAAGACGGGCAAACUUCUGGAGGUAAUUAGCGGUCACGAGGGCCCAGUGACAUCUGUGGCCUUCUCGCCUGUGGCCACUUCUUCGACACUCAUCUCUGGAUCUUGGGAUAAAACUGUGAAGGUCUGGAAUUGCCUGGAGAGCAAUAGUGAGCACGAAACAAUUGAUGCUAUCUCUGAUGUCAUAUGCGUAGCAUUCUCUCCCAGCGGAGAAGAGAUCGCCGUCGCAACGCUUGCUGGCAACAUACUAAUCUUUGAUGUGAAAUCAGCGACACAAGUGAACUCAAUUGAGGGACGCAAUGAUUUGGGCGGCGGUCGAUUGCAGACGGAUAUAGUAACUGCUAAGAAAAAUGCACAGGCGAACUAUUUCUCUACCAUCGAGUAUUCAGCGGAUGGAGAAUGCAUUCUAGCUGCUGGCAAAUCCGUCUACAUCUGCAUAUAUCACGUGCAAGAGGCGUUGUUACUAAAGAAAUUUGAAAUAACACAAAAUCACAGUUUGGAUGGCUUAAAUGAUUUCAUUAGCCGCAAGCAUCUGAGUGAGUUUGGCAAUAUGGCUUUGAUAGAGCGACGUGAGCAGGGCGAGGGCGGCAAUGUGGCGAUUCGUUUGCCGGGCGUGCGUAAGGGCGAUAUGUCCUCAAGACGUUUUCAGCCUGAGGUGCGUGUCUUCUGCGUUCGCUUCUCACCCACGGGACAAGCAUUUGCCGCUGCAGGCACCGAAGGACUUUGCAUAUAUGCCCUGGACAAGGGCGUGGUAUUCGAUCCGUUUGAUUUGACGCUGGAAGUGACACCUAAGGCGGUACACGAGGCCCUUAAGAGCGAGGAGUUCAGCAAGGCGCUCGUCAUGUCCUUGAAACUGAACGAGACCAAUUUAGUGACCUUAGUGCUGGAACGCGUGCCACACAGGGAUAUUGAGCUACUUUGCGCGGAUCUAUCGCCCGACAUCGCCCCACGUUUGCUGCAACAUCUGGCGCGCCUCCUGCAGUCCUCGCCCCACAUCGAGUUCUAUUUACAUUGGAGCUGUUGCCUGCUGAAUACCCACGGCAAUCGCGACGGCGUCUUCCAGCACGCGGCUCUGCUUGGCCUACACGAAAGUAUUUCGCGUAAAUAUGAAAUGCUCAACAAAAUAUGUGACUACAACAAGUACACGAUACGAGUGCUCCUGGACAGAGCGGAGCAAUUGGAGGCAGCGAAAACAGAAGACGUGCCAAUGGAUGCGGAUAGUGAUGAUGAAUUGAUGUUGAUAAAGAGUAAACCGGACAGAGACGAGGAAUGCGAGUUUAGCGAUGAAGAAGACGAGGAAGCAGAAGAAAACAGUGAGGAGUCUGACGGAGUGUAGAAUAGUUAAUCUUGUUGUUAUAUAGAUCGUACGAAUACGGAUAUUAAAAUGUAAUUUUAAUGAAA
Messenger RNA from Drosophila navojoa, 3064 nucleotides. RefSeq names its product periodic tryptophan protein 2 homolog. Gene Ontology annotation, biological process: ribosomal small subunit assembly; maturation of SSU-rRNA from tricistronic rRNA transcript (SSU-rRNA, 5.8S rRNA, LSU-rRNA). Lineage: Eukaryota; Metazoa; Arthropoda; Insecta; Diptera; Drosophilidae. The record is from RefSeq and is a predicted model, not a curated record. Gene Ontology annotation, molecular function: protein binding. Gene Ontology annotation, cellular component: small-subunit processome; Pwp2p-containing subcomplex of 90S preribosome.